Messenger RNA from Phyllopteryx taeniolatus (common seadragon), 3018 nucleotides. It is a transcript of the gene sox7, whose product is annotated as SRY-box transcription factor 7. Gene Ontology annotation, biological process: anatomical structure morphogenesis; cell differentiation; regulation of DNA-templated transcription. Lineage: Eukaryota; Metazoa; Chordata; Actinopteri; Syngnathiformes; Syngnathidae. Gene Ontology annotation, molecular function: DNA-binding transcription factor activity, RNA polymerase II-specific; RNA polymerase II cis-regulatory region sequence-specific DNA binding. Bases 702 to 1802 code for a protein of 366 amino acids. The record is from RefSeq and is a predicted model, not a curated record. The transcript is spliced from 2 exons.
AUAAAGGUAUUAAGGCUUGUCUUUUGCGCCAAUUCACAAGAUGUUACACGAUUUUGAUUGAAAAUGCAAUAUGUCCAUUUCCCAAAUGACCAAAUGGGAGGCCUUUUUUUGGGGUCUAAAUUCUGAGAAUAGAAUCAUACCAAAGACAAAAUCUCCAAUAUUUUAUUUAGCGUUGUGGAUCCAUUUGAAAUCGUUUGACCAUUUUGAGUAGCGCGACAAAGUGUGGAGAAGAAACCGUUUGAUGAAAAACGAGUGAACACGCUCAAGUGCAAAUGUGCCCUCACAACUAUUGGGUUGUUGUUGUUGUUGUUGUUUUCUGCCGCAUUUGACUUUGAUGCCGAUGUGAUCUGCACGUGCACUUCGCGCGCCUGAACGCAGCGCAGCACAACAGGUCCGCUAAGUUUUCGGGCGUGUCAGACUUUUGCCGAAUACCAAAAAACAAAACCAAAAAAAAGCCCUCGAGCCGUCGUGCGAGCGACUCACCGCAGCGAAGCUCUUUGGGGCGUGCGUGCGUGCGUGCGUGACGGGAGGAGCCCCCUCCCCAAAUAUAAAGCCCCCUUUUUCCCCUCGGCCACACGGGAGGAGAGAGAACCUGCGAGGAGGAGCUGCCACCUGCGCGCGCUCCUUUGGAUCCGUUGACGCCGAGAAGAAGUCGCGAGUGCGAUCCCAGCCGGUCUCCGAUCGGCGGCUUCGGCGCACGCAUGGCCGCCCUCAUCAGCGCCUACUCGUCGUGGCCCGAGUCGUUCGAGUGUCAUCCGGCGGACGGCAGCGCGGCCUCUGCGGCCGGCGGCGGCGGGGACAAGGCGCCGGAGCCCCGCAUCCGCCGGCCCAUGAACGCCUUCAUGGUUUGGGCCAAGGACGAGCGCAAGAGGCUGGCGGUGCAGAACCCGGACCUGCACAACGCCGAGCUCAGCAAGAUGCUCGGGAAGUCGUGGAAGGCGCUGACGCCGCCCCAGAAGAGGCCGUACGUGGAGGAAGCCGAGCGUCUGCGUGUGCAGCACAUGCAGGACUACCCCAACUACAAGUACCGGCCUCGCCGCAAGAAGCAGCUCAAGCGCAUCUGCAAGCGGGUGGACCCCGCUUUCCUGCUGGGCGGCCUGGCCCCCGACCAGAACGCCCUCCCCGAGCAGCGGGCCCUGUGCCGCCCGCUGGACAAGGACGACGCCGGCCACCCGGCGGGCGCCCGUUUCUCCGGCCCGGGCCCGCCUCUGCCCGGCGUGCGGAGCUUCCGGGACCCGGCGGCGUCCGGCGGUUUCGACGCGUACCCCUACGGCCUUCCCACCCCUCCCGAAAUGUCCCCCUUGGACGCCGUGGAUCACGAGCACGCGCCCCCGUCGUCGUACUACCCCGCCGUCUCCUGCUCGCCCCCCGUGGAGCACCACCAGAGUCACGUGGGCAGCCCGCCGCCGUACCACCUGGACUACGCUCAGACCCAAAUCCACUGCGGGGGUGCGAACGGCCUGAUCCCCGGCUCGUACUACGGCGCCCCCCCCUUCCCCCUGGCUCACCACUGCCUCCAGCACGGCCACCUCGGGCAGCUGUCCCCACCGCCGGAGACGCAAGGCCACCUGGAGACUCUGGACCAGCUGAGCCAGGCCGAGCUCUUGGGCGAGGUGGACCGCAAUGAGUUCGACCAGUACCUCAACUCUGGAGGGGGCGGCUUCCAUCCCGAACAAGGCGGCGGCGGCACCGUCACGGGCCACAUCCAGGUGUCCGCCGCGAGUACCGGCACGGAGACCAGUCUGAUUUCGGUUCUGGCCGACGCCACCGCCGCCUACUACAACAACUACGGCAUCUCGUGAGCUCGAGGGCGACCUCGGCGACAUUUGUCCCUCCUGCUUCCGUUCGGGGUCACGGGCAGGUCAAAGGUCAUCCCAGGAGAGUGCGGUGGGGGAAGCGGGGCACACCCUGAACUGGUCACCAGUCAAUAGCAGCGCACAUGUAACAAACAAACAUCCAUCCAUCCAUCCAUCCAUUUUGUGAGCCGCCUCUCCCCACGCGGGUCGCGGGCGUGCCGGAGCCAAUCCCAGCUAUCGUCGGGCGGGAGGCGGGGUACACCCCGAACUGGUCGCCAGCCAAUCGCAGAGCACAUACAAACAAACAACCAUCCGCGCUCAAAUUCACACCUACGGGCAAUUUAGGGUCCCCAAUUCAUGCGUGUUUUGGGGAUGUGGGAGGAAAGCGGAGAAAAGCCACGCAGGCACGGGGAGAACAUGCAAACUCCACACAGGCGGGGCCGGGAUUCGAACCUCGGUCUUCAGCGCUGUGAGGCAGACGCUCUAACCGGUCGCUCACCGUGCCGCCAAGUCACCCGGACAUUUUUUUUUUUUUUAAGUUACCAUCACAUUCAGCAACAAAAGCGGGGUGUGCCCUGGACUGGUCGCCGUCCAUCCAUUUUCUAGGUUUUCUCCCGUUCGGGGUCACAGGUAGGUUAGCGUCCAUCCCGGGACACUCGCGACUUCACCCUGAACUGGUGACCAGUCGAUCGCAGCGCACAUGUAGACAAACAAGCAUUCACAGCGACAGGCGCUUCCCGGUCUUCGGUUCGCCUAAUAUGCAUGCGCUAGGACGCCAGAGUACCCAGACCGCAGACGCGCUAAACGCCGGGACACCGCAACAAAGCCGCAGACUGACAUAUGCAAGUGGCCGGCGUCGCGAGAAACUCGGAGGGAGGGGCCGCUAAAACGGGACACCUCCGGGAAGCCUAGCGGGGCCCCUACAGUUCCAGGAGCUCAUUUCAACCUUUUUUUUUUUCUUUGUAAUUUUCAAAUGUUUUUUUGUAAUCCUGGCUCUCGCUGAUUGUGACCUCGCUAGUUCUCACCCCAUUGAGGUUGUUGCCCCCUAUCCAAUGCUUAAUAAUAUAAAUAUAUAUAUAUAUAUAUAUAUAUAAAUAUAAUCACAUAUAUGAUGAAACUAGGGUAAAAAAUGUAUGCUGAUUUAGACUGUAAUUUAAAAAUGAUGGAUUGUCAUUUCCUGUAAAAAGCAAACUUGUCAAUAAAAGCAAACGGCUGUGCAUAG